GAAAAUUAUAAUUACUACAGAAAAGUUAAUGAGAGAGAGAGAGAGAGCUGGAAAAAGCUUGAAAUUAUCCACCUAGUUCCUUAUAAUCCACGCUUCUUUUUUUCUCCCAAAAAACCAGUAUUUAGAGGCUUAUGUUCCUGCUUUUCUUCUUAGCACACCACCACCACCAUCACCACCUUUCCAUUUUUCUCCAGUGGAAGCUUUUCUUUUUAUACUUCAUCUCCUUUCUCUCUUCCUUUUUGGGCUUUGAAUUGCUUUCUGUGUUGUGUUUUCUUUGUCUUCUUCUUAUAGUAAGGAUUGGUUUUUCUUUGAAUUGCUUUCAAGAAUUUUAGAGAUUUUUUUUUUUGUGGUUUGGGAAUGGAAAAUAUUUGUAGCUAUAGGAAGGAAGAUGAGCAGAUGGAAAUGGAAUUGCCUCCAGGAUUUCGGUUCCACCCUACUGAUGAAGAGUUGAUAACUCACUAUCUUUCGCAGAAAGUUCUCAACAGCAAGUUCAAUGCUAUAGCCAUUGGUGAGGUUGAUUUGAACAAUUGUGAGCCUUGGGAUUUGCCUGGGAGAGCCAAAAUGGGUGAAAAAGAAUGGUAUUUUUUCUGUGUUAGAGACAGAAAAUACCCUACAGGUUUGAGAACAAACAGGGCUACCGAAUCCGGUUACUGGAAAGCCACAGGCAAAGAUAAAGAGAUUUUCAAGGCUAAAACACUUGUUGGAUUGAAGAAAACUUUGGUUUUCUACAAAGGGAGAGCACCCAAAGGAGAAAAAACCAACUGGAUCAUGCAUGAAUAUCGUUUACAAGGGAAAUAUUCAAUUUACAAUCUCCCCAAAACAGCCAAUAACGAGUGGGUUAUUUGUAGAGUAUUCCAAAAGAGUCCUGGUGGAAAAAAGAUACAUGUUUCAGGAUUUACAAGAUUGACUUCCUUGCCUCCAUUAAUGGAUUCUUCACCACACAACAGUGAAACAAGAACUGGCGGUGGCGAGACAUCUCAAGUGACCUGCUUCUCCAACCCCAUGGAGGACCCGAAAACACCAGAAGUUAUGAUUGAUAGCUUUAACACUUCUCUUUUAGCUUCUUCAUCUUCGUCCCAUAUAUCCCCUAGUCCUGUUCUUUUGUCUAAAACCUCUCUGCAAAACUCUGCAUUCACCAACCAAAUCAUUCCAAACAUUGGAAAUUUGCAAUACUCAGAUUCUUUUUGGUUGCAAGAUCAGUCAAUAUUGAAGAAGAUAUUGCUGGAAAGUCCUGGAGGGGGCUCGAAUCAGAAUUCCACAGGAGAGUUCUCCCAGGAUUCAGUCGUGUCGAACCCUGAAAUGAUUCAAGAUCCUUCAUGUUCUUCAGGACCAGUAGGCCUUGGCUACUACCUCUGGAGUUAUUAAAUUUGAAGAUAGAAAAAACUAAUCAGGAGUUCCAAUUGAAUUAAAAGAUCUUCAAGAAUAUUAUUGUCAUUAAAUUUAUGUAUGUAUUGGUUGCUUGCUUCGUAAUUGUAGGAAAAUAUAAAGAAAAUGCAUCUGUUGUAAGUAGUUAUACUUUGUUAAGGUUUUGAUUGCCAAUCUUUUUUUUUUUUUCUUUUUAGGAUUUCGGCUUCUUGUCAAGUUUCUUUUACAUAAGACUAUUGUAAUUCUAGCCAUGUAAAUUAUAGUAUAUACGAAUCUGGAGAUUGAUUUA
Molecule: messenger RNA, 1654 nt
Organism: Durio zibethinus
Lineage: Eukaryota; Viridiplantae; Streptophyta; Magnoliopsida; Malvales; Malvaceae
Product: NAC domain-containing protein 92-like
Biological process (GO): regulation of DNA-templated transcription
Molecular function (GO): DNA binding
Source: RefSeq, a predicted model, not a curated record